GCGAGAGUUCAGACGUUAAUGUACUUCCGGUUAUAUAAGAAAAACUUCCCGUCUUCCCCCCCGGUGCAAGCGUGACUUUUCAGACUCACGCAGCUGCUGCCGAGUGACUUACUGAGCCACAUUCUCCCUGAAAAUGUUGAUUUUGUCGAACAGGAUAAAGUUAUGUUCGCUGGCGUUUACCGCCGCUCGCUUGUACAGCACCGGUCCGGCGGCGGCGAACAGCAACCCCAUAGUUUUCUUUGACAUUGCUGCAGACAACCAGGCUCUGGGGAGAGUAACCUUUGAGGUGAGCACAAACCAUAAAACCUGCGUGGAUUUUACUGUUGAAGUUUGACUGAAAAUGAAGCAAUAUUUGACAUAUUUCAGAGAGAUUUGUUGAGAACUGUUUGUUCAGUCAGAGUUAUGUGAGGAUCAACCUGUUAUCUCAUGUUUGACCCUGAGGACACUUCUUUCCUCUUUUUCAGCUCAACGCUGAAGUGGUGCCAAAAACUGCAGGUAAGCACAGACCGUUUCGAUUAUAGCUGUGUUUGAUAUCUGCACAUAAAAGUCUGGUAACACAGUGUCUCUAUUUAGUGAUACUGGUCAGUACAAAUUUAAGAUACUCAUUGCAUGCUUUACUUUUACAUCUCAGGUGCUAGUAAUUUUACAAACACUUUUAAGCUAUGAAGUUUUAAUGCAUUACUUUAUAACUUAAAAGUUUGCCCUGCUUUCUUGUGUGUUACCAACAAUCUCAUAAUCUGAUUUAACAACUUUUCUUCUGCUUGUGCUGAUAUAAAGAGCAUAUCAACUCAUAGGUCAAAGUAGGGCUGGGCGAUAAAAUGAUAAAGAUUUAUAUCGAAAGUUAAUUUCUCCCAAUAUCAAUAUGAAACAUGGUCAAUAUGCUUUUCGAUAGUCGGCAUCCUACCAUGUUUUGGUAGACUAUACGAAUAGCCAAUGAAAAGGUAAAGUUGUUCUGGGUCACGAUAUUUUUUUUGUAGGACAGUAGGGGAAAGUCCCGCCUCCUUCGCCUCUGAUUGGCUAGAAAAGCUGGAAAUGUCAUCACACGCUCGAGCCAAACGCGGGCUGUCGGCUCUGUACAUCGAACAGAACAUUAUCUCAUCUCUCGCAUGAAUGUCCUAACCCUAACCCCACAGACAAUGACAUUUCACAGCCAUUAGGAAUAACCGAUCGGAGCCCAGCACUUCUAGCCAAUCAGAGGCGAAGGAGGGCGGAACCUCCCCCUACCACCCUACAAGAAGAAUUUAGCCUCCAGGUCCGCUUUGCACUGAACCAAUCAGGUGCUGAAUUAGAACCAAGUAGCAAACAACUGCGUAGUAGCAGGCUGCAGCUACACAAAAACUAGACCAUUUAGUCUGCGUUCUGUAGCGCAACGCCUUACAACAAAAGAGACUCAAAGACCUCACAGAUGCAGAAGCUUAUUGUAUUGCAAAAAACAUGCCACCAAUAAGCAUUGUUGAAUUUCAGUUUUUAAAAUAAAAUAUAUCAUGAUAGACUUUUUCCCGUAUCGCUCAGCCCUAGUUCAAAGGUAUUGGUGUUAAAUGCUGAACAGUAUUUUAAAGGUUUGCUGCCGUACAGAAAAGGACUUUUACAGGAAAGACCAUACACUUUUAAUAAGGCAGUGUCAAACCAGAUUCUGUAUGUGUUCAGAUAGCUUGGCUUUGAAAGAGGAGAGACCAGGUGCUUUACUGGCCAGCCUGCAGUCUGUUGAAAACAUUUGGUCAACCACAAAAUAAAAACUGCAGCAAACGUUGCACCACCACUCAAGAAAUUGCUCUCCUCUGUGUUUUCAAAAGAGGAAGUGACCUACAAAAAGACAAGCAUGCUCCUCUCUCGUCAAACAUUUGCCACUUCAUCUCACAAUUUUAUUAGGCUACAUGAACAAAUGCAGAUCAGAAAAAGUAGCUGGUCCGUCAUGGAGUUUAAAGAUAACACAGUUGCACCAGUGCUGGUCAAUGUUGAUGUUGCAUGGCAACACUCCAGUUCAUUAUAAGCUGAGUCAUGCUGGCCAAGCAAAACUAAUGUUGACACCGACUAAAAUGAUCAUGUUGUUGCAGAGUGUGUAGAGCUGUUGUAUUAAAACUAUGUCACACUUAAAGUCACGCUGUCGUACAAAUUACCGACAUAACUGUGAAGAUAUUUAAUAUUGAUUUUCAACACAAGAGCACUCUGUCUAGUUAAGUGAUUUGAAAUUGCUGCAAUGAUCUCAAGGAUCAUUAAUGUUGUCCUACUAAUUAAGGUAGUUGAACAAACAAAAACAGCAGCAGAUCAAUUAUUUUCUCAGGAGAAGGAUGCAUUUAUGAGAGAUCUUUAAAGGACAUUCCCAUUUGCUCUCUUACUGAGACAGCAAAACAAAAGUCCUACUAACCCACCAACGUCUCAUUUCAAAAUAAAACACUGACAGUGACAUGUCGACUGCAGAAUGAAGACGACGUAAAAACCUUAUGGGUGGUUUCAAAUAGACUUGUAGUGGAUUAUUACUUUACAGUGUGGUAUUGUCACUUAAACUGAAUGAUUAUGCUUCACCUUCAUUGGUGUGAGUUGUAAUUUGAACCCAUUGCAUCAGGGGUUUAUAAUCUAACAGUAGCUGCUUAAUCCUGGAGUGAGACUGAAGCAACAGUUCCUUUUUCUUUUGAGAAACUUAAACUCUUAUUCAAGUAAGAGUUUCUCUAAGUGGCAAUUUAUAUCUAUUUUUAUUUAUUCAUGCUGAAAGCUGUCUAUAUCGGCUCUGUUGCAAAGUCUUCUUUGAUUCCAUCAAUGUCAAACCAGGCAGCAGAAAAACCUGCAGAUGUCCCUGAGAUAUAAUGUAGAUUUGUCUCUUUAAAGGAGUUAGUUAGUCUCUUUAUGGUUUUAAUGUAAACUCCUUAACCAGCUGGUAAAAUAAUAAAAUUGCGAUGACAAAUCUUUGUUGUAGAGAAUUUCAGAGCGCUGUGCACCGGUGAGCAAGGCUUUGGCUAUAAAGGAUCGACUUUCCACAGGGUGAUCCCUGAGUUCAUGUGUCAGGUGAGCUUUUCUUUCUCUCUUUCUUUUGCUUUUGCUUUUGUUAUUCCGGUGCCGCUGAGUUGUAUUCAAGGUGAAAUGUGUGUUUUCAGGGUGGUGACUUCACUAAUCACAAUGGAACUGGAGGGAAGUCGAUCUAUGGAUGGAAAUUUCCUGAUGAGAACUUUAAACUGAAGCACACUGGACCUGGUAAUCAUCCCUUCUGUUCCCUCCUUGUGUUUUAAAUUGCUGAGCAUGUCGCACGAAUAUGUAAAAAACAAAUUAUGUCUAAUUCAUGUAGAGGGAAUUCGUUUCCACAGACCAAAAGUUGAAUAUCUUUUAUUCAUCAUACAGGACAAAUGCUUAACAAACUCUCAGAGGAGUCUAAUACACCACAGCAGAUUAUAAUGAGAUUUAGCAUGUGGGAUAUACAGGACAGUGUGAUAGUACGCAGGACUGUGUAAACUUAUGAUGUACCAUCCUGAACAAUCUGUAGCAUUCAAAUCAAGAUGAGAAGAUGGCUGGUGUUUUUCCAACAAUCUUUCCAACAGUAUUUAAAGCCUCUGAUGAAGCUGUAAGAACUGCUCAGAGCUCAAAUCGAGAAAACAAAUCAGGAACAGAUCAAAUGUUUUACAUAUUAAGGUUCUAAUUUUGACAAACAUGAAAGAGUCAUGGCUGCUGUUGGGGCCUGUUUUAACUUUUUUAAGGGUAAUUUAGUUUUGGAUUUUAGUCUGAAAAAAAAAGAUAAUUAGGCGGCAUGGCUUGUAAUACUUAUUUUUCACCACCAGGUGGCAGCAUUGUGCAAAUUCUGCUUGAAUGAUCUGUUGCUUUUCGUUGUAUAGAGGCAGCAUGCUCAGUGUUAGGAGCUUAAAACUGGAGUAGCUAAAUCAAACCCAGCUAUCAUUUACAUAUUAUUACCAACACCUGUGAUUUUCCUACUUAAACAUGCCAGAAUGUUUUAUCCAAAUUUCAAUGCAAUCCAUGUGAGAAAUGAUUGUAUUUGCUUUGUAGGUAUUUUAUCCAUGGCUAAUGCUGGACCCAACACGAACGGAUCCCAGUUCUUCAUCUGCACCGCUAAAACAGAAUGGUACGUUUUGACCAGCUCAAGCCUUGGAGCUGCAGGUUAUUUUGUCGCAGUUCUUUAUUGUUGGCUGUAUUUCAAGUCAGUUUCUGGGUGUCCUUUCAAGUUUUCUCAGUGAGUAAAAGUAAACCAAAUUCUACACACCUUCUCUUGAAGAUUGUUUUUUCAGUGUCUACUGUGGUAGUGUGGACACUACAAACACUCAGUCGUUCUCAUGCAUUAUUUAGAAAGACUAAAACUUUUAAUAUCACUGGCAUAAAUAUGUUAAGAGCACUUAGAACUAGAUUCAAGUUCUAAAACAUAGACAUCAUCAAGAAAUUGUUGCGUGUCUGAGUCCCUCUUACUACACAAUAGUACCUUUUUAAAAAGUGUGCACUUUUUUUAAACAGCAGUUACCUUAGUCAGAGAUUUUAAUGACGCUUUAGUUUGCCUUAAAUUCUACCCCUCAUAGUGAACUUGUGUUUUUGAUAGCUUCUGGAAAUCUGGGUCUAUGCAUCCAGUUACUGUUAAAAUGCUGUUUCAAAGGUUUGUGGUGGAAACGGUGAGAUAAUGUAGUGAAGAAUUUGUUGAUAGCCUAAAAUGGCAGAAUUAUAGUCGGAUCAGCUGGGUGUGUCAUGGAUCACCUCAAUGUAAAUGACAGAGAUGUUAAUCCCCCCGUUUCUUCAUUCAGGCUGGAUGGCAGACAUGUUGUCUUCGGCAGCAUAAAGGAGGGAAUGGAAGUGAUCAAGAAAGUGGAGUCUUUUGGUUCACGGUCCGGGCGAACCUCCAAGAAGAUCACUAUCACAGACUGCGGAGAGCUCAAGUAGGCCCCAUGUGAGCAGAGGACAUGGUGGCGUUCUCAUCUCCCACUGCUGUGAUUUAAAUGUGAGCGACCCGGUGAAAGAGGCUCUGUGUCCCGUCAUGCUGCAGAGUGCUACCUCUAUUUACUCACAGUCGAUUCUAUCAGAGUAACUCUCAGUCCUUCUCUUGGUACAUGCAUCCUGUGGUAGUUUUUUUUUUUCAGGUAACAACUAAUGCACUUAACUGUGUCAGGCUUCAAAAUGUGAACUUGUACUGUAGACUAAAAAUGUAGCGGGGUCUAUAAUAUUUGAAAGAAAGCUAUGAUUAACAUACACUGAAACUGGUUUGGGAAAGGGACAUUUAUUUAGAAGAAAUAAAGAUUUUUUUCUAAAUAUUCCA
Xyrichtys novacula (pearly razorfish) is the source of this 5236-nucleotide messenger RNA. The record is from the annotation of a GenBank genome assembly. Lineage: Eukaryota; Metazoa; Chordata; Actinopteri; Labriformes; Labridae.